Molecule: messenger RNA, 5641 nt
Organism: Clupea harengus (Atlantic herring)
Lineage: Eukaryota; Metazoa; Chordata; Actinopteri; Clupeiformes; Clupeidae
Gene: ppp1r13bb
Product: protein phosphatase 1, regulatory subunit 13Bb
Biological process (GO): regulation of apoptotic process
Cellular component (GO): nucleus
Molecular function (GO): p53 binding
Source: RefSeq, a predicted model, not a curated record
AGCAAAGAAAUACUACAUGGAAUUUUUUCCCCCUGUGAAUUUGUGUUCUCUUAGUGCUACUGAAAUUUGUAAUCGGACACUUUUUAUAAAAAGGUUUUGUUUUUAAUUGGGGUAAUUUCAUGGGGAUGAAGGCAUUACACAUAUACCUUCUCUGAUUCAUUCGCAUUAAGUUGUUCCUGGUACCAGACAUUCAAGGAAUAGCUUGAGCAUGGCAAGUUCCGUUAACUUAAACCAGAGAGAAAUGAGGUGGGUGCUUUAUGACUCAUUUUAAGUAUUCCCCAAAGUAGACACUAGCAAAUUGUGAAAAUGGGACGAGAAGUUUUCCCCCAACACUUGAACAUUGAGUGAACAAGGAUUUAAACGAUGCAUGCCGGAAUGUACCCUUGUCACAGGGAUGUGUGUGGUGUUUUUUUUUUUUUUUUUUUAAAGGGGGAAAGUAAUUUAACAGUAGUUAAGGCAAUAUUCCAACUGAAAUACUAAGUUCAAUUCAUCAUGUAGAUUUAGACUGACCUGAUUGCAUUUCUUCCUGCUGGCAAAAUCCACUGGAUAUUUAUUUUCAGCAUGCCCUGCCCUUCAGCCAUAGUGGGGCACAACCAUUCCGUAUUGAUAGGUGGGUAGGAAGAGAGGAUGAGAUGGAGCAGCAUCGUCAGAACGUGUGGUCGAGUGAGUGAUGAGGGAACCCGUUAUUACUCUCCAGCAAACAAAGACAUAAUUGAGCUCUUCUAUUUAUAUCCAAAUUGAACUACUACAAACAGUCGUUGGGAUUGUUCGCUAUAGAAUUUAAUAGCAGUUUUUAUUUACAAAAUGGAAUUUAAACACCAGGAAGUUGUUGAGGAAUUGACGUCUGAGGGACAAUGCAACACAAUUAAACUACGCUCUUGCAGAAUAUCUUGGAGUCAAAGCCAGCAGGUGGGGAACCCUCGUGUGGAGCUCACUCUUUCUGAGCUGCAGGAGAUGGCCACUCGACAACAGCAGCAAAUCGAGGCCCAGCAACAGAUGCUCGUCGCCAAGGAGCAGCGUCUGCGCUACCUGAAACAGCAGGAGCGCCGGCAGCAGCAGACCGUGUCGGAGGCGGAGAAGCUGCAGCGGCUCAAGGAGCGCAUGGAGAGCCAGGAGUCCAAGCUCAAGAAGAUCCGCACCAUGAGGGGCCAGGUGGACUACAGCAAAGUCAUCAACGGCAACCUGUCAGCGGAGAUCGAGCACAUCAGCGGGCUGUUCCAGGAGAAGCAGGCGGAGCUGCAGACGGCGGUGCUGCGGGUGGAGCAGCUGAGUCAGCAGCUGGACGAGCUCCGCCGCGGCAAAUUCAACGGCCUGCAGGGCCUCAGCGGACAGCUUACCGGCACCGCCGCGCUCGAACUGCGCAAGCUCUACCAGGAGCUGCAGAUCCGCAACAAGCUGAACCAGGAGCAGAACAGCAAGCUGCAGCAGCAGAAGGAUCUGCUGAACAAGCGCAACAUGGAGGUGACGCUGAUGGACAAGCGCAUCACCGAGCUGCGCGACCGCCUCUACAAGAAAAAAGCUGAGGCACGUCAAAAAGAGAACGUGCCACUGAACCGGACCAACGGGCCUCCCUCUCCCCAGCCGGCACCAGGCAAUUUGGGUCGCGUGGCUGCGGUGGGGCCCUACAUCCAGGUCCCGGUUCCCGGGCGACAAGAAGGGGGAUACAUGGUACCGCCAGACCCCCUCAAACCACAGUCUCUGGGCGUCAACUCCCCAGCCAACCACCCCCGCACCAAAUCAGACGGUGUGAGAAAGCCGCCUGGCCCCUGGAAGGUGUCUGAUUUAGACAUCAUAGUGGACCCGGUCCAGCCGACCCCUCCAGAGCCCCGGCCUGGGGGCCCCGGGGCCCCUUCCUCCUCCUUCUCCUCUUCCUCCUCUUCCUCUUCCUCCUCCUGCAUGGCGGGGCCGGACGGAGCCUCUCCUAAUGAUGCCGGGUGGCCCACCAUUGGCAAAGGCAACGCCUCCCUCAAGCCCCCCGACUGGAAGGAGUCUAGAGGGGAUGUACCUGGCAAGACCCCCUCCCCCACCAGCACUCCUGCUGACAAGUCUCAGGACGGCAGUAAACCCGCUCCCCCCAUCUCCAAGCCCCAGCCCCCUCCAUACGGCGCCCACACCAGCAGUCACCCCAGCAGUCACCCCAUCAUCACCGGCGGCAGCGCAGGCGUCCUCUCCUCCUCCAACUCCGGCUCCACCAGCUCCCUGGAGCUCCGCAAGGACGUCAUCCCUACCCGACCGGGCCCCAGCGCCUCUCCCGCCGCCUCCGGCCCGCCUGGCGGCCCGCCCCCGCUCCCCGCUUGGCCACGCACGGGCCCCACGCAGGGCUCGUCUUCUCAGCAGAUCCAGCAGCGCAUCUCGGUGCCGCCCAGCCCCACCUUCCAGCCCAGCUCGCCCCUCUUCCCGCCCGGAGACCGGCCCGACCCCCUGCUGGCCGCGGCGGUGCGCCCCUUCAUCCCGGACAAGGGCUCGAGACCCCAGUCGCCCCGUAAAGGACCGGCCACCAUGAACUCCAGCUCCAUCUACCACAUGUACCUGCAGCAGGCUGGCCCCAAGUACAGCAAGCCCGCAGUCAAAGCAGUCUACGGGAAGCCUGUUCUGCACCCCAGCUCCACUCCUCCCUCCCCUCUCCCCUUCAUCCAGACCAUGGGCCACUUCCCCGGCCUCCUGGGUGGCCCCGGUGAAGACAUGCCCGACGGCGACGCCGAGCUCCCUCCCCUGAUGGGGCCCGGCGAGCCCUCUGGGCCCCUGCCCAUCGUGGACCACAUCCCUCGGCCCCUGAGCCCCACCAAGCUGACGCCUAUGGUGCACUCGCCGCUGCGUUACCAGAGCGACGUGGAGCUGGAGGCGCUGCGCAAGAAGCUGGCCAACGCGCCACGGCCCCUCAAGAAGCGUAGCUCCAUCACGGAGCCCGAGGGCCCCAGCGGCCCCAACAUCCAGAAGCUGCUCUACCAGCGCUUCAACACACUGGCUGGGGGCAUGGAGGGGGUGAUCCCAGCUCCAGCGGGCACGCCGUUCUACCAGCCCGCCGCUGUCACCGCGGCAACAGGCCAGGGCGAUGCAGACAAUGGGAACGCUCCCUCAGAGGCGCCCGCGGGCACUGUGGUCGCUGUUGCCACUGUCGCCGCGGGGACGGUGGCUGAGACGACGACGCUGCCGCAUGGAGAUGCAAACGACAACCAGCCUGCGGUGGUGAGGCCUGCGAACGAGCUCCAGGUGCUGCCCGCUCCGGCAGUGGCAGAAGACGACAACACCAACAACAACACCCAGGCGCCCACGCCCGCCGUCACCACCCUGCCGAGCCCCGUAGUGGAGGCCCCCUCACCUGAGGAGUCGACCACUUCCCCCUCUGCAUCCACGGAGAAGCGCAGUAACCUGAGGAAGCCCGACUCUGAGAGGGCGGGCUCCGGCCAACGUGUCAAGUUCCACCCCCUCGCCCUGCUGCUGGACGCCUCGCUGGAGGGAGAGUUUGACCUGGUGCAGAGAAUCAUUUACGAGGUGGAGAACCCCAGCAAGCCUAACGAUGAGGGAAUCACACCUCUACACAACUCUGUGUGUGCUGGACACCACCACAUUGUCAAGUUUCUGCUGGACUUUGGCGUCAAUGUCAACGCAGCCGACAGCGAUGGCUGGACGCCGCUGCACUGUGCGGCUUCGUGUAACAGCGUCCACCUCUGCAAGCUGCUGGUGGAGUCGGGAGCCGCCAUCUUCGCCACCACCAUCAGCGACGUGGAGACGGCCGCAGACAAGUGUGAGGAGAUGGAGGAGGGCUUCAUCCAGUGCUCACAGUUCCUCUACGGCGUGCAGGAGAAGCUGGGCGUGAUGAACAAGGGCACGGUGUACGCGCUGUGGGAGUACGAGGCCCAGGACGCUGACGAGCUCUCCUUCCACGAGGGCGACCCCAUCACCAUCCUGCGGCGCAAGGACGACAGCGAGACCGACUGGUGGUGGGGACGCCUCAACGACAAAGAGGGCUACGUGCCCCGCAACCUGAUCGGGUUGUAUCCCAGAAUAAAGCCACGUCAGCGCUCCCUGGCGUAGCGCCGCCCGACCCCCCACCCCACCCUCCCUCUGGACUCCUGCGUCUGUUCCCAGGCGAUGAACUGGAUUUUUGGGUAUUAGGCUCGGCCCUGGAUGAGACAAGCUGCUGGCCCACCCUGAGAACCCCCUGCCCUACCCCACCCUUGCCUCAGCCACACAGGGGGGGCCCCAAGCUGCUACCGCCCAGAGUCACCCAGCGGGGAAGACUAUCAACAACACUCCAUGUGAUCAUCUCACUCCACCUCACACACACACACACAUAGAUACAUACUACAGGCAAAUCAAGCAAGCUAAGAAUAAGUUCACCUCUCGUGUUCGCCCCCCACCGCAUCUCCACCAGGCCCUGCUAGUCCUGUCAACCCACCCAGCCACAGACUUUAUAUUUCACCUUUCAUGUUGCGUGUCGAAAGGCAAAGACUAAAACAAAAACGCACGCUUCUCGGAGUGAAUCGAAGUGAGGCAAAACUGAAGAUUUAGUUUUUUUGUUUGUUUGUUUUUCAUUAUCUCCUCCUCUCUCUGUCACACACUGGUGAGGCACUUUGAUUCCAGUGCAGAGCGCAUGUGUUGGCGUUCAGUGCUGUGUGAUGCUUUCUUCGUUUUUUUAUCAUUUUAUGUGUUUAGGAGUUUGUUUGAGCUAGUUUGUGCAUCGACUCAGUUUUUAUUCGCUCACCAAAAUAAGUUAAUGAGACCAAGUGAGAUGCAUUUUGAGUGCUGUGUUUUCAGAAGAGUGGGUCUCUGAAAGACGACCGUGACAGACGACCGUGCGUGCAUGUGUGGUAGCUAACUUGGAGUGUGUGUGUGUUGAAAAAGCAUUAAAGCUAUGUUGUGUUUGGAGAAAGGGACAGAAAAAGCCUGCAAAGCUUCAUGGGAAGUGUUUACUUGGACAAAAUGAUUGAUGAGAUGAGUGUUUUGGGUGUGUGUGUGAAUUGUGUGUGGCUUUUCAGUUUUUCUUAACAGGUUUCUUAUCAGUUUUAAAUGUGUAACGUAUGUGUGUGGUGUCUGCAUACCACAUGAAAGAUGUGUCCUUUUGGAACACUGACAGAAGGACUCGUUUUGUGUAAAAAGCUUGAGAGUCAGGGAUUCUGUCAACACCUACAGUAUUUUGACUGCAAGCAGGGAGUGUACGGUCUAGUGUACACUCAGCCCCAUUAUAAUAGUUAGCCUUCAGAGGACACUGCGUGCGUGUGGAAGUGUGAUAGUGUGUGUGUGUGUGUGGUUGAACUAAUGGAGCACUUGAGGAUCAAAUGCCACUGGAAGCUUUUCUAUACAAACUGACUUGAAGGUUCACCCUUCAUGUUGUAUUUACAUGCUUUAUUUUACUUUUUUUUUUUAAAUGUUGCAUUACAUUACAUUACACCCCCCACCCCUCCACACUCGUUUCAAGUCUUGUGACAUGAGAUUUGUACCCUGCCUGUCUGGCAGCAAAGAGCUUUACUGUGGAGUUCUCCUGUAGAUACUGUGAUAAAGUUUUGACAGGCAACUUGUUUUUGACAUUUUUUUUCUGCUGUAACUUUACUGCCCUGUGGGGUUCUGGUUGGCAUAAGAAUACAGUACCUCACACAACCUGUUAUAUAUAUGUGCACAAUAAAAAACAGUUCCGGCAUGA